Molecule: messenger RNA, 1229 nt
Organism: Brachypodium distachyon (stiff brome)
Lineage: Eukaryota; Viridiplantae; Streptophyta; Magnoliopsida; Poales; Poaceae
Product: probable FAD synthase
Exons: 7
Coding region: 330-1112 (260 amino acids)
Biological process (GO): FAD biosynthetic process
Molecular function (GO): FMN adenylyltransferase activity
Source: RefSeq, a predicted model, not a curated record
GCGAAGGAAUGUAUUCAUGUACAAUUCCUUUCCUGUAAGAAUUCCGUAAAAAUCCUCGGUUCCAAACGACCCGUUGCGUCAAAUCCAAGAUGAUAAAAGACAUGUCCGUGGCAGUUACGCUCGAACAAGGGUGCCGAAUUUGAAUCUACGCCGGCUGGGGUAUACCUCAGGCACGCGCCGCUUCUUCGAGUCCCGGCGCGUUGCUCUGUACUUCGAUCGAUCGAUUCAACCCACUCACCCCCUUGCGAGGUCGCGAACUCGAUCUCUCUCCCGCACCUCGCUUGCGCUUCGCCGGAGGAGACAGCACGGCCGGGCCGGGGAGCGGCGCCAUGGAGAUCGACCGGGCGGUGAGGGCGAGCUCCGACUCUCGUAUGCGCGCCAAGUAUGACCGCGCCGUCUACGCCAUCCAGCGAGCCUUCGCGCUCUACCCGUUUGACGAAACCGCUUUCAGCUUCAAUGGUGGCAAAGAUUCAACGGUACUUCUUCAUUUGCUUCGGGCUAGCUACUAUCUCCACAAAGUAAGUUCAGGCUGCGGAGAUCAAAUGGAUAACACCAUUCAAAACUGCCCUAUCAGGACCAUCUACUUCGAGGACCCUACUGCAUUUCCUGAAAUAGACGCGUUCACUUACGACACAGCUGCGGUCUACGGUUUGCCAUUGGAGUCUAUCAAUACAGAUUUCAAAUCUGGCCUAGAAGCUCUGUUGAAAGAAAAGCCUAUUAAAGCAAUUUUCCUUGGCACUAGAAAUGGCGAUCCCAACGCGGUUGAUCAAGAACAGUUCUCUCCUAGCUCAGCUAGCUGGCCUCCUUUCAUGAGGGUGAAUCCUAUCUUGAAUUGGUCCUACAGGGAUGUCUGGUCUUUCCUGUUAACCUGCAAGGUCAAAUACUGCAGCCUUUAUGAUCAAGGGUACACUUCUAUUGGGAGCAUACAUGACACUGUUCCAAAUGCAUUGCUGAGCGAUGGGUCAGGCUCGUUUAAACCAGCAUACAUGCUAUCAGAUGGAACAUUUGAAAGGGCCGGUAGAGCAAAGAAGAUCAAUAGCAAAGCAAAAAGUAGUUCUGAUGCAAGAAAGGGCAUGGAUAAAACUAAGCCACGACAAACGAGUCAUUUGUAGUAAAGUACAUUUCAAAGUUCAGGUGAAAUCCACACGUUCUAGGCAGGUCAUAAACUUUGUAAAUCUCAUUGUGCUCGCUUUCUAUCAAGAUCUCAUCGAUGAAACUAUGUGAAUAUU